AUCGCAUUUCGACUGUCCCCACGAACGUCGUGUCAUCCACAUUGCAGUAUCCUGCAACACAGUCGCCAACAUGGCGUCCAUGCACUCGAGCAUUCGACCCAACACGUAUCUCUUCUUGCGACUGCCUAGUGAGAUGCUGAAACUGGUCGAGAUCAAGCUUAACACGAUCAUCGAGGUUGGCAAACUAGGCUCUUUUCCCUCAAAUUUACUACUCGGUCGCCCAUACCACCACACAUACGAGAUUCUCGAGAAAAGAGAUGGGGAGGCGUAUUCCAGAUUGAGAAUUGUGCCGCAGGCAGACUUGAAUGCUGAAGCGGGCUUGGACGAGCCUUCACCUUCGGAGUCAAGAGCAGAGCCAGGAACGCCCAAUGGGACAACGAGCCUACCAGAUGGCUACGAGCUGCUCGGUGAAGAUGGGUCAAUACUGAUGAAAAACAACCGAUUGACGGUCGACGAUGCGACACGACAGACGCUCACACAUGCUGAGAUCGAGGAGCUGAAGAAGUCGGCGGGUGCAAAGGAGGUCAUUGAGAAGAUUCUGGCCAGCCACACUGGGCUGGAUGAGAAGACAGUCUUCUCGAAAGCGAAAUACAUGCUGCGCAAGAACAAGAAGUACCUGAAGAGGUUCACGGUGCUGCCAAUGGACCUUGGGAAUUUGAUCGACUACAUCACGGACAAGGAACCGCCUCGGAUCAUGGACAUGCGCGAAGAAGCGCUAGGCUUGAUCACUGCUUGGAGUCACGCGCACUAUAGCAGAACCGAUGGGCUUCCGGACCAGAAAGACAAUGGCACAGCGUACGGACGAUGGCUCGUCGCUGAAGACACUGGAGGUCUGAUUGUGGCUGCUUUGGCAGAACGAAUGGGCAUUCUUUAUCCACCACAAUCGAAGGAAGCAGCGAAAGAGACCGAGGAGCACACACUGUCUGUGAAUGGCAAUGCAGACAAGUCAACCGACGCAUCAGCACCGACUAAGAGUCAAACUGUACAUCGCGACUAUCCUGCGCCUGCAUCGUCGAAUUCCAUAACGUUGGUGCAUCCUGCUGUUCAGCCUAAUGUCUCGAUCCUCAAAUAUUUCGGUUACGACACGAGCAAUCCCACAGGCUCUCCCGAUCAAGCUGAACACCCUUUGCAUACCCACUUCAAAUCAUUGUCCUGGCUACAGCUAUUGCAGCCUGAAGAAGAUCCUUUGUAUACUGAGCCAGAACGCCAAUCAGAAGAAGUGCUCGCGUCUUGGAAAAGUGGCAAACGAGGGACAUAUUUCAAGAAGCGUCGGCGAUGGGAGCGGUGCAAGUCAAUCGUGGACGAGGCCAGACAAGGAGAGUUCGACGGGCUUGUGGUAGCAUCACCGAUGGACCCAGUCAGCAUUCUUGAGCAUGGUGUGCCACUAAUACGUGGCGGCGGACAUCUAGUCAUGUACAGCCCGACCAUCGAGCCUCUCGUGCAGGUCAUCGAUCUCUACUCCAAAGAGCGACGAGCAGCAUACAUUGCGCAUCUCGCUAGGGAUGAGCUGCCAGACGCAGACGACUUUCCAGUAGACCCACGCCUCCUCCUUGCUCCAUCAAUACAGACCAGUCGUGUGCGAGAUUGGCAGGUAUUACCUGGCCGGACGCAUCCUCUCAUGACAAGCCGAGGCGGAGCGGAAGGCUACGUACUCACGGCAAGGAGGGUGAUUCCUCUAGCAGGUGGUGUCGAUGCACGAGGCAACUUCUACGGGAAGAAACGAAAAACGAAUGCAACAAUCCCGGCUGUCACUACUGCUGACCCCAGUGGGGAUGUCAGCACGGCGUCGGUGGAUGCUCUUGUGGAAGCUACGGCAGCCGCGCCUACACCAGUAUAGUCUGGGUAGUUGAAGUCCGGAAAUGGCGGACUGUGUGUGAGAACGAGUUGGGCAGGUUGGGCCAGCCAACAUGGCCAGCGCAGAAUAUGCUACUGGCUUGGCUACUACCAAUCUGAUGUUUGGUCUCUCGACCAUUGUCAAAGUGAGGCGGGGAUGGAGCACUAGGCUCGUAGAACGGCAGAACAUCGAAGUGCCUGGCUCAUGAAAGCCCGUAUUGCGUACGCGCUGUAGCUGUCCUACGCGAAAGCUUCCUACUAACUCACCUGGCCAUUGGAAGUACAACGAGCGGCCGAGCAUAUGAAGCAGAUUGAGCCGCGAAGUUGGUCCGGAAUACUUGGUCAAGACGCGAUGGACUACUCUUGUGCAAAGGUUCCAGAAUUCAAAAUCUCAAACGAGACGACAUUCAGUCGUUGCGGAUCCUUCUUUGCUGAUUCUGAAAAACUUGCGAGUAGAACACUCCGCAUGCUGUCCGCCCUUAUGCUGCCUGCGAUGAUCAUGCACACCGACUUCGUGGUGUGAGGUAUCCGCGCAACGUAAGCAGAAACGUAGGACAUCCGCUACGCUCUACAGAACAGUUGGGAUUUCCUUAGUGUAGCGUAGCCAAUAUUGUACCUGACGC
Messenger RNA from Cercospora beticola, 2456 nucleotides. RefSeq names its product tRNA 1-methyladenosine methyltransferase subunit GCD10 (gene GCD10). NCBI's taxonomy places the organism in Eukaryota, Fungi, Ascomycota, Dothideomycetes, Mycosphaerellales, Mycosphaerellaceae. The record is from RefSeq and is a predicted model, not a curated record. Gene Ontology annotation, cellular component: tRNA (m1A) methyltransferase complex; nucleus. Gene Ontology annotation, biological process: tRNA methylation.